ACUUUAACAAAGUUAAACCUAAAAAGAAGGAAAUACAAUGCAGCUAAAUAUUAUUUUGUCACUUACUUUAUUCAUAGUUACUAAUCAAUGUGUUCUUGCCAAACCCACAAGACUGAACAAGCACUGUGUAGACAACUUAUGCAUCUCUAACUUAAACUACCCGACCAAAAAAAUUCAGGAGAAAUUAGCAAACACCAAAAAAUACAAAGAACUUUCAGGAGAUAUUUUAAGACUGGGGUCGAAACCAAACGGCGCAAACCCAAUGCUAAGAUUUUUGGAGGAACCGGAAAGAAAUUUGUGCAGAACAAGAACCCGGAAAGUGUACCCAAAAUUUGUGCUAGGAGAUGACAUGGAAAAACGAUAUGUGGUGAAUUUGAAGAAAUUCAGACAGGGAAUCGAGUUCGAACAAUGUGUAUCUGAAACACCAGAAUAUGCAACAGAAUUAAUGAAUAUUGAGACUAAGUGUGUGCAACAAUAUACAGUGAUUAGGUUCCUAGUGUACAAUGGGGCGACUGAAGAACUGGAAUACACUGAAUAUCCCGUUCCGACGACUUGUCUAUGUAUGUACAAAUUUAAGAAAACUUAAUUUAUUAAACUAAAUAUUAGUAAUUAUUAAACUGAAAAUUUGUGAUAUACUCAUUGCCAACAUAGUUAUUUGUUGUAAAUAUAUUUUAGUUAUUUAUUUAGUUAGUUUUAUUUAUUAAAAUAAUGUUGAGUUAAUAUUUU
Messenger RNA from Brassicogethes aeneus, 726 nucleotides. The record is from the annotation of a GenBank genome assembly. NCBI's taxonomy places the organism in Eukaryota, Metazoa, Arthropoda, Insecta, Coleoptera, Nitidulidae.